UAUGAGUUGCCUGAGUAGUGUCAUCUUGAAAACUAUGAGAUACAACUUUCUGUGCUUUUAGUUUAAAUAUAUUAACGCUGUUUAUUUAAAGCAGCGACUAUUCAAUAUGCUUCCCGAUGAUGGAAAAUAAACGUUUGUUUUCGUGCACAGUGUUUUUUACCACCUUCGGAUUUUGUUCAAACUUUAUCUCAUUUGUAUCACCUUACUGGAUUCAAUCAGUUCCAGAGGCUAACAGCCAGUUCCAGAGAAUAGGUCUUUGGACUGUUUGUUUUGAUGGUUAUAUGCGACCGGCGUUGUACGACAAGGCAUAUUUCGGAUGCUACUAUAUUUAUUAUGUGAUCUAUGACCGUAUAAGAGAUUGGUUAAAUCCAAUAUGGUUAUAUACAAUACAAGUUACUUCAUCAUGUGGAGUUUUGGUACAUUUUUUGGUAACGUUUAUAGUCCUGUGUCAAGUAACCGGUGCGAUUUCUAAAUCUGACCUCAAAAGUCUAAAAUUUAUCGCGUCAGGUCAUUUCUUCACAAGUUUAACAUUAGCUGCUGCUUUAGUGGCUUUUGCUGUAGCUAGAUAUGAUAGUCGUUGGAUGCCUUAUCCUGAAUUAAAUACAUUAUCAUGGGCUUAUGCUGUUGGAGUUUUAAGUUUUAUUUGUACAUUUAUUAGUUUUACAAUAAGUUUUAUUACUUAUAUGAAAUUAAAUGAUUUAAUUAAUCAACAAAAAACAAAUGAAACAUUACUUAAUGAUGAAGAGAAAAUGGGUAUUAGUUCACCACCUUUAGUACCACAUAAUUCUAUAUUAAAUGAACAAAAUUAUUAUACAGAACCACGUUAUAUGUCUGAUUUACCACAAUCUGCAUUAAGUUAUGUAGAUAGUUCAAAUAAAAAUUGGAAUAUAAAAAAUUCUGAAAUUACAUAUAAUUUAAAUAAACAAAAUAAUAAUGAAAAUGAUAAUAAUAAUAAUAAUAAUGAUGAUGAUGAUUUUGAUAAUCCGACUAAUUCACGUUUUAAUACUUUAUCUUAUUUAAAUAAUCCAAAAAUAUAAAAAAUAAAUAUUUAGCUAAUUAUUUCAUUGGUUAUUAUGCUAACAAAAACGUUUUAUUGAUUUAUAUCUAAAUAUUUCUAUCAAUUUUUUAUUGAUGUUGAUCCAUUUUUUUUAUAAAAAAAAAAAGGUGAAUGGAUCAAAGUACAUUUUAUAAUAAUAAAAAAAUUCAAAUAUAUAAAUAAAUAUUUAAGUUUGUACUCAUUUUAAAUGAUCUCAGUUCUUUUUUUUUUAAAAAAAAGAAAGUAAAUUCAUUUAAAU
Schistosoma spindalis is the source of this 1295-nucleotide messenger RNA. Lineage: Eukaryota; Metazoa; Platyhelminthes; Trematoda; Strigeidida; Schistosomatidae. The record is from the annotation of a GenBank genome assembly.